Molecule: messenger RNA, 1035 nt
Organism: Actinia tenebrosa (Australian red waratah sea anemone)
Lineage: Eukaryota; Metazoa; Cnidaria; Anthozoa; Actiniaria; Actiniidae
Source: RefSeq, a predicted model, not a curated record
AUGGAAGUAGAAGGAACGGAUUUUGACCCCCUUACCGAAGAAGGCCAAGUCGAUAUUAACGAUGAAGAAUUCGAUGCAUGGACCCAAGGCGCGGAAACCGACCCCCUAAUCUACGACGCAGCCUUGGAAAACAAGUACGGUAGUAGGUGGAAAAGCUUCAAGGCCGCCCUAAAUCGCAUGUGGCAAUCGAAGAACCGCGGCAGCCCCGUCCCCGAGUACUUAGAACUUCAAAACAUAGACGAGCAGGGAGCAACCGCGCGGGAAACCGUAGAGUGGGCAACGCAGGAGCUAAGAAUGCGCUAUCCCAAUUUCGAGGUCGACGACAUAAGGCUCACAGAACGCGGAAACAAAGUUCUCAUAAGCGUCAGAGACAUGAGAUAUCCCGACGCUAACCGUUGGACCAAACCACAACUUCUCUUUGAUGAUAGUGGCUCGGUCAAGGUUAACGUAGCCAGAUUGAGGGGCUUCAAAGAGGCUACCCGGAGCGACUUAGAAAGAUUAAAAACCCUGAACGAAAGGGUCGCGCUAGAAAGGCGCGCCGAGGGGCUACAAGAAACGUUGGAAGAAAGGGAAGCAGAUUACAUGAGACAAAACCAACUGCUCGCCGAUGCUCAAAAGAGAGAACUUGACGACAAGAAUCAGCUAAUAGUACAGAUGAGAGAACAAAGAGACAAAGCUCUACGCGAUAGAGACCAGGCCCAAAGAGCCUUUGAGCUUGCCCUGCGAGACCUGGACAUGAGCAAGGAAGAAGCCAAAAACUUGCAUAUUACCAUAGCCGGCUCUUUGGAGGAACGCCGGCAGUUGGUUGCCGAAAUUAACGCCAAAGAAGGACAACUUCGUCAAAUGGCUCAGACUAUCGAAGACCUGGAAAGAAACAUAGCCGAAAAACGGGAAAUAAUCAAUGACCAGACUCGUCCCGAAGAGGAAAGGGAGGCAGCCCAAAAGGAGGCAGAAACCCUUCAGAAACCUGAAGCCCACGUUGGCGUGGCUGUCCGUACCAAUGCAAAUGCUGCAUAUUAUCAGCUUCUUUCCUGA